Messenger RNA from Notolabrus celidotus (New Zealand spotty), 2247 nucleotides. It is a transcript of the gene pfkfb1, whose product is annotated as 6-phosphofructo-2-kinase/fructose-2,6-biphosphatase 1. Gene Ontology annotation, biological process: fructose metabolic process; fructose 2,6-bisphosphate metabolic process. The record is from RefSeq and is a predicted model, not a curated record. Gene Ontology annotation, cellular component: 6-phosphofructo-2-kinase/fructose-2,6-biphosphatase complex; cytosol. The transcript has 16 exons. Bases 383 to 1672 code for a protein of 429 amino acids. Lineage: Eukaryota; Metazoa; Chordata; Actinopteri; Labriformes; Labridae. Gene Ontology annotation, molecular function: fructose-2,6-bisphosphate 2-phosphatase activity; ATP binding; 6-phosphofructo-2-kinase activity.
ACCUCUGACCUCUGACCGUUGGUGCCUGUCUAUUUAGGUUUGUAAACCCGUAUCUAGACUGCUAGCUAAUUCCAGCACGGAGGAUGAUACUUUCUGUGGAUAUAUGAUGACGAUACCAAAGAUGGAGGAAGAUGAAGGUGAAGAGGAGGUAGACCAGGAUGAAGAGAGCCUGAAUGAGCUGCUGUGAUACUGAACAGUGCUGUGAAUGGCUCCACAUCGCCCCCUGGAGAGGGUUUGACCUACUGCAUGAAAAUAGUUUUUAGGUAAAGCAGUUCCUCACCUCCGACUCUGUGAUCUCAGACCAAAAAGAAUCCAGUGACAGAGGCUAUCAAGCACCAGUUUAAAUGCAGCCUCAGUGCCUCAGUUCUGUAACUCUCCCACGAUGAUAGUGAUGGUCGGGUUGCCAGCCAGAGGGAAGACAUACAUCUCCAAGAAGCUCACACGCUACCUGAACUGGAUCGGGGUGCCUACAAAAAUGUUCAACGUGGGCCAGUACCGCCGGGAGGCCGUGAAGAUCUACAAGAACUUUGAGUUCUUUAACCCUGAUAACGUGGAGGCCAUGAGGAUUCGCAAGGCCUGUGCAGCCGCUGCCCUCAAAGACGUCGCUGCUUACUUCACAAAGGAAAAAGGACAAGUAGCUGUAUUUGAUGCCACCAACACCACCAGAGAGAGGAGGGCGAUCAUCAUCAGCUUAGCGAAGGAGAAAGGCUACAAAGUGUUCUUUGUCGAAUCGAUCUGUGAUGACCCAGACAUCAUUGCAGAGAACAUUAAGCAAGUCAAAUUUGGGAGUCCAGAUUAUGUAGAUCGUGACGGAGAAGAGGCGAAUGCAGACUUCCUCAAACGCAUUGAUUGUUACAGAGCAAGCUACAUGCCCAUAGACGAUGAGAAGGACAGGAAGCUCUCUUACAUCAAGAUCUUCGACGUGGGCAGUAGAUACCUGGUGAACCGGGUACAGGACCACAUUCAAAGCAGGAUCGUCUACUACCUCAUGAACAUCCACGUCACACCCAGAUCCAUCUACCUGAGCCGCCACGGAGAGAGUGAGCUCAACCUGUUGGGACGAAUCGGAGGAGACUCAGGCCUCUCACCCAGAGGACAGAAGUAUGCAAACGCCUUGUCCACGUUCAUCCGAAGCCAGAGGAUCAGUGACCUGAAGGUGUGGACGAGUCACAUGAAGAGGACCAUCCAGACUGCAGAGACUGUGGGAGUCCAGUAUGAGCAGUGGAAGGCCCUCAACGAGAUUGAUGCUGGCGUAUGUGAGGAACUGACCUACGAGGAGAUCCAGGAGAAUUUUCCUGAAGAGUUUGCACUGAGAGACCAGGACAAGUAUCGAUACCGUUACCCCAAGGGUGAGUCCUACGAGGACCUGGUCCACCGUCUGGAGCCGGUGAUCAUGGAGCUGGAGCGGCAGGAAAACGUUCUGGUUAUCUGUCAUCAAGCUGUGAUGCGCUGCCUGCUGGCCUACUUUCUAGACAAACCUGCAGAUGAACUACCUUAUCUCCGAUGCCCUCUUCACACAGUGCUCAAACUCACACCGAUAGCCUACGGAUGUAAAGUUGAGUCAUUUUUCCUCAAUAUUGAAGCUGUAAACACGCACAGAGAGAGGCCAGUGAACGUCGACGUCAACAGACAAACGGAGGACGCUCUGCAGACGGUUCCUGACCACAUAUAACCGCUGCUUUGUGAGAGAAGGACUGUGAUUAUGUGAAACUCCUUGUGUUGCUUCUGGUUAGUUUAUCUUAUGAUUAGAGAUGCACUCCAGUUUAAGGUUUAAAGGGUAAAUACAGAAGACAGGAUGACCCAGCCUUUACAUUACAGAAGGUCAUGGCCUGGAAAGUGUGACUGUGAAAGUACACAACAUGAUGUUCUGUGUUUAACAUGCCUGUCACGUGUCCCUGUGUCUAAUCUGAGUAGUUUUUUUAACACUAUGAAAGUGGUUGUUUACAAAAACAAAUAAAUGCACUUUGUAUUCACAUGACGAGGCACAUUUUUAAACACAUGUAGGGGUUUAUGAUUUAUGCACAUAUUUGUACAGCUAACAAAAUGUGUUGUUACUAAUCUAAUUAAUAGAGGUGAGAAUCAGCACCAUGGACAGCACCCAAACAAACAAAACAUGUGUGCAUCCGGGAACUUCACUGUAAGUUUGUAAAGUAGAGAAGCCACCAAAUCCAGUGUUUGACUGAAAUGUAAAUAAGUUAUCCCUCCAGCAUGUCAUUUUGCAGAAAUAAAUUCCUUGUCUGAGACAUA